Molecule: messenger RNA, 108 nt
Organism: Spirodela intermedia
Lineage: Eukaryota; Viridiplantae; Streptophyta; Magnoliopsida; Alismatales; Araceae
Source: the annotation of a GenBank genome assembly
AUGUUAGAAGGUGCAAAAUCAAUAGGUGCUGGAGCUGCUACAAUUGCUUUAGCGGGAGCUGCUGUCGGUAUUGGAAACGUCCUCAGUUGGACGGAGGUCCCACGGUAG